GUUAAAACAAAUUUAGCUCUCAAAAGUUCAGUAGUCAUGGAAGCGAUAAUUGUGCCAUUUCAACCUCCAACUUUUGGUAACCUUAUUACAAUUCUGAGUAUUGAUGGAGGUGGGAUUAGAGGAAUCAUUCCAGGAAUUAUUAUUGAUUUUCUCGAGUCUGAACUUCAGAAAUUAGACGGCGAAGAGGCAAGAAUUGCAGAUUACUUUGAUAUCAUUGCUGGGACAAGCACCGGAGGACUUGUGACAGCCAUGCUAGCAGCACCAGAUGAAAACAAUCGUCCCCUGUUUUCUGCUAAAGAUAUCAAACAAUUCUACCUUGAUCACUCUCCCAAAAUCUUUCCCCAAAUCAGAAGGUGGCCAAUAGGAAGAAUAGUGAAAUUAUUGUCUGGUCCAAAAUACGACGGGGAAUAUCGCCACAAACUUGUAAAGGAAAAGCUUGGUGAUAUAAAGUUACACCAAACGUUGACUAAGGUGGUGAUCCCGACGUUUGAUAUUAAGCUCCUUCAGCCCACCAUAUUUUCUACCUACGAGAUGAAGAAUAAUCCAUCGUUGGAUGCUUACUUGUCGGAUAUUUGCAUUUCUACUUCGGCGGCCCCCACUUUUCUUCCGGCGCAUCACUUCAAAAUUGAGGCCACUGCUACUCAAAAAACGAGAGAGUUUAACCUAAUAGACGGCGGCGUUGCUGCAAACAAUCCGACGUUGGUGGCAAUUGGUGAAGUGACGAAGGAGGUGAUAAAAGAAAAUCCAGACUUCUAUGCUAUAAAGCCAAUGGACUACAGAAGGUUUUUGGUCAUAUCGUUGGGAACCGGAGCUCCGAAGUCGGAAAUGAAAUACACGGCGGAGCAAGCAGCGGAAUGGGGGAUGUUGGACUGGUUAACUAACGGCGGCUCCACCCCAAUAAUCGACGUGUUUUCUCGAGCAAGCUCUGAUAUGGUGGAUCUUCACCUUUCUGUCAUUUUUCAAGCCCUUCGUUGCGAACAAAACUACCUUCGCAUUCAGGAUGAUACGUUGAGCGGCAAGGUGGCUUCGGUGGAUGUGGCUACACAAAAGAAUCUCAAUGAUCUUGUGAAGGUCGGAGAAGGGUUAUUGAAGAAGCCAGUUUCAAGGGUGAAUCUGGAGACGGGGAUCUUUGAGGAUUGUAUUUCAAAUUCAGAAACAAAUGAACAAGCCCUUAUAAGAUUCGCCAAGUUGCUGUCUGAAGAGAGGCGGCUCCGCCAUGCAAGGUCCCCUCAUGGAAGCGCUGCCGCCUUGAAAUUGGAAAAUAAUGCAUCUCCUGCCACCUGAAUAUUUAUCAUAUUUCUCAUAUUUUUUUCAAAUGUCUGAAAAUGUUAGAUUAUUGAUAUGAAUUAUUUGAAAAAUUGUUGAAAUAUAAUA
Cucurbita pepo subsp. pepo (vegetable marrow) is the source of this 1374-nucleotide messenger RNA. RefSeq names its product patatin-like protein 2. NCBI's taxonomy places the organism in Eukaryota, Viridiplantae, Streptophyta, Magnoliopsida, Cucurbitales, Cucurbitaceae. Gene Ontology annotation, biological process: lipid metabolic process. The record is from RefSeq and is a predicted model, not a curated record. Gene Ontology annotation, molecular function: glycerophospholipase activity; monoacylglycerol lipase activity.